CCCCAAUGCAGAAGGAAUAACUGUUUUCUUUCUUCUAUAUUCUGAAUUGUUUGGUUGGAAUAUACCAAUUUUUCAAUUUCUCUUUAAUAACUUGAACGCACAACACAUAUUAUUUAAUUCUUUUUUUUUCUGUUAGUUUUGUUAUACAUCAAUAGAUCAUGUCAGGCAUUGCAGAGAUUAUGCGAAAGCGAUUGAUGGAUUCCAUCCGAUCGAUUCAACCACCGGGGAAAUGGAAGAUUAUUGUUGUCGAUUCCAAAAGUGCACAAAUUUUGAAUGCAGCGUGCAAGAUGUAUGAUAUUCUUGAAGAAAACGUCACACGUAAAUAAGAAAAUUGCAUGCAAAAUAACCGCCCCUCUCCCCUUCUCUUGUCCCUCUCUCCUUUUCCCUUUACUCACGAUUAUUUUUUUGUUGUUGUAGUGGUAGAAAACAUCGAAAAGAGACGUCAACCUUAUCCUACUUUGGAAGCCAUUUAUUUUUUGACACCUUGUCGUGAAUCUAUCUUGCGAUUGGUGGAUGAUUUUUCAAGGACACCUACUUACAAAGCAGCUCAUGUUCAUUUUACAAGUGGUUUAAAUGAUCAAUUGUUUGAAGAGCUUAACAAGAGAUUGAAGUCAACAGGUGCAGCAGAAUAUAUUCAAAGUUUGAAGGAACUUUACGUUGAUUUCAUGGUUUCCGAAUCUUCUGUAUUCACUGUCGAUCCUGUCACUAGCUUUUUAUCAGUCUUUGGAAGGGAUCCUCGAGCCGACCCUGACGAAUCAUUACGAGUCACCGCAAAACAAUUACUUUCGGUAUGUGCUACAUUAGGCGAAGAUCCCAUUAUUCGAUAUCAGGCACAUUCAGAAGGCGAUAUUCAUCCCCAAGGUUCACCAGCUGGAAAAUUAGCACAUAUUGUUCAACAAGAAGUGGAUGGAUUCUGUCGAUUAAAUCCCAACUUUCCCCCUCCACGUCAACCUCCUCAACCAAGAGCAACGUUAUUAAUUGUGGAUCGUUCGAUUGACCCUGCAGCACCCUUAUUGCAUGAAUUCACCUAUCAAGCCAUGAUCAACGAUUUACUUCCUGUGGAAGAAACCGAGAAUCAUACGGGGGUCAAAUACAGCUACGAGUACACUCAAGCCGAUGGAUCGAUGGAUUCCAAAGACGUCGUGUUGGAUGAAGAGGAUAACGUGUAUAAAUCCAUUCGACACAUGCAUAUCGCCGAAUGCACAAACCAUCUCGUUGAGAAAUUCAAUGAGUUUUUAUCCCAAAAUAAGGCAGCUACCAAUGAUCGAUCCACAGAACCACCCAAAGAUUCUACAAAGAGUUUAAAGGACAUGAAAGAAAUGUUGACGAAUCUUCCUCAAUUUCAAGAUUUAAAGGCAAAGUAUUCUGCUCAUCUCAGUAUUGCGCAGGAAUGUAUGUCAUUUUUUGAAAGACACAAGUUGAACUCGGUUGGAAAUUUAGAGCAGAAUAUGGUGACGGGUGAAACUGCAGAUGGUGAAACACCAAAAACCAUUGUAUUGGAUAUGGUGCCAUUAUUAGAUGAUCCCCAUAUGAGUCCUGCAGACAAGGCACGUUUACUCAUGUUGUAUAUUAUAUGGAAAGAAGGAGGUAUCUUUGAAGACGACAAGCGAAAAUUAAUAGAACAUGCCAAAUUAAAGGGAGAAUACAGAGACGCCGUCAAUAAUUUACCUUUAAUUGGUGUCAAGCUUACACGUAUUCGUCAACCCGAGAAAACCAACUUUUUACAAAAAAAGAGAAGACAAAAAAAAUCCAAGGAUGAGGAAUCACCUUUUGAAUUAUCGCGUUAUGUGCCUACAUUAAAAAAGGUCAUGGAUGCUCAUCUAUCCAACACCUUGGAUCCCAAACAGUUUACAUUUACUAGGCAGUCGGAUAUGGAGCCUUCAGAAGAUCAUGGCGCUCCACCAGGUCAAGGUGGUAUGCCAUCCAGUGGUGUUUCAUUACGUACCACGAAACCGACCUGGUCCAAACGUACCAACAGCACUUCAGGAUCACCUCGUAUACCUACACACGGUGCGAAAUUAAUUGUCUUUGUGGUUGGCGGUGUUACUUACUCUGAAAUAAGAUCUGCGUAUGAGAUUGGCGAAACCUAUAACCGUGAUGUUUUUAUAGGAAGUACCGAAUUAUUGCGUCCUAAAACCUUUAUUGAACAUUUGGGUCAUCUUCAAUUACCUGUGCCUUCACCACACUCCAUCAUUGCACCGUAUGUAGCUCCUGCACCGCCACAAAUCCAACGUAAUGACUCGUCUACAAGUAAGACAGCUUCGCUCAUGUCACAUAUGCAUAUCAGUUCGCCAUCUUCCUUGAGCAAUAAGAGUUCGAGUAUGUCGUUAGAUAAAAUGAGUAACGGUUCCGUUACACCUGAAGAGCAUGUUGAAAAGAAGAAGAAGAAGAAGGGAUUAGCAGCUAGAUUAUUUGGAUAAUAAAUUUUAUAUACAUUUUUUAUUAUUU
This is a messenger RNA of Mucor mucedo, 2448 nucleotides long. RefSeq names its product Sec1-like protein. The record is from RefSeq and is a predicted model, not a curated record. Gene Ontology annotation, molecular function: syntaxin binding. The coding region runs from base 336 to 2420 and encodes 694 amino acids. Gene Ontology annotation, biological process: intracellular protein transport; vesicle-mediated transport. The transcript has 10 exons. Gene Ontology annotation, cellular component: plasma membrane; secretory granule. NCBI's taxonomy places the organism in Eukaryota, Fungi, Mucoromycota, Mucoromycetes, Mucorales, Mucoraceae.